Messenger RNA from Durio zibethinus, 1300 nucleotides. Its product is annotated as RAF-like serine/threonine-protein kinase PRAF. The record is from RefSeq and is a predicted model, not a curated record. Gene Ontology annotation, molecular function: protein binding. NCBI's taxonomy places the organism in Eukaryota, Viridiplantae, Streptophyta, Magnoliopsida, Malvales, Malvaceae.
AGUUUGAAGCUUUUACCGUAAGGAAUUGGAAUCUAUAGACGUAAGCUGAUAAUAAACUCUAUAAAUAAGGGUUAAAGAGUACCAAACCUAGGCUUGAAGACGCCACUACAACAGCAUCUUCCAGGGCCUCCUCCUCCUCCCUUUUCCUAAAAGCUACUGAAGCUCUUUUCUCUUCAACUUACAAACACUGGACCUCUUAUCUACCGUACCAAAUCCCCAAAAAAGCAUGGUCGUACCCAACUCCACCAUCAAAUUCCUCUGUAGUUACGGCGGUAAAAUCCUUCCUCGUUACCCUGACGGCAAACUCCGUUAUCACGGCGGUGAAACCCGUGUUCUCGCCGUUGAUCGCUCCAUUUCCUUCUCCGAGCUGUCGCUGAAGAUGGGAGAGAUGUGUGGGACAACGGUGAGUUUACGUUGCCAGUUGCCAACUGAGGAUCUAGACGCGCUGGUUUCGAUCACUUCCGAUGAGGAUCUCGCGAAUCUCAUCGAGGAAUACGAUCGAGUGGCAUCGCCACCAUCUUCGUUAAAGAUCAGAGCUUUCCUUUCGCAGCCAAAAUCCACCAAAAAACCAAUUUCUCCUCCUCCUUCUUCGUGGGCUUCGUCUUCAAAGUCCUCAUCAUCAUCCCCUCUCAGGUUCUCUUCCAUACGUCAGAUAUCGGGGACUUCCGUCGCUUUUCCUCUUGUCUCGGAGAAAUCUGCGGGGAAGAGUGUUCCUUACUAUGGUUACCAUGUUCAUAUUGGCAAACCAAGUCAUUUUUACCUUAUUCGUAACGGGAAUCACUGGCAAUAGCAGCAGGUCAAAAGAAAUGAAGGAUCAUGAUCUAUUAACCUGUUAUGAUCCUGUUUGAGUUCGCGAAGAACAAGUAAAAGAAUACUACCCAUAGAAGAAAAAAAAAAAAAAAAAGUUAAUCUAUAUGAUGUAUUUGGAACUGUAAAUCGUUUAAGGACUGUUUUGAUGAUGCUUGGCCAUUAAUGAAUUUUCCAUCCAGUUUCGGUUUGGGUCAUCUCCCAAAAAGCCCAAAUAUUUUUUUUCUGAUGGUCAAUGAAGAUCAUAUUAACUGGGGCGGAAUGAAAUACCAAGCAUCCUUUGAAUGAUCUGAGGUGGCAAUGGGCGGAAUGUAAUUGAUUUUCAUUUUUGAUCAGAUUGGAUGUAAUAAUUACAUAGGGACAAAGCUGCAUCGAAUCAAUGGUUGUUUCAAUACCAAACAAAUUCCAAGUAGCAAUAGCAAUAAAUUUUGGAAGCAUAAGGGGACCAUUGGAAGAAUCAGAUGAGUUAUUACCGGAAUUUAUUGAACAUCAA